AUGGAUAUUGAUAACCUGACGAAACUUGAGAGUUUGGAUGUUCGUUCAAUAAUUAAUGUCAUUAGAACACGUUAUCAGAAUGGUGAAAUUUACACAAAAUGUGGUGAAAUUAUCAUUGCUGUCAAUCCAUUUCGUGAUUUGAAAAUAUACACUGAAUAUCACCAUGAGCUUUAUAAACACGAAUAUUGGUCCAAGACCCUCAAAUCACACAUCUUUUACACAGCUGAAUGUGCCUUUCAGAAUAUGCUUGAAUCACACACAAAUCAAGCAAUUAUUGUCAGUGGAGAAUCUGGUUCAGGAAAGACAGAAAGCACUAAAUAUAUGUUACGACAUCUCAUGUAUUCAAGCUUGGGAAACAAGGAUUCACCAUUACAAAAAAAAAUCAUCCAAGUGAACCCAUUGCUAGAAGCAUUUGGCAAUGCACAAACAGCUAUGAACAGAAAUUCUAGCCGCUUUGGCAAAUACACAGAAAUAUGUUUUAAUACAGAAGGAAGAGUAACAGGAGGCAUUAUUCGAGAUUACAUGCUGGAAAAAUCUCGAUUGGUACAUCAAUGUCCUGGUGAAGGAAACUUUCAUGUCUUUUAUGCUUUCUUUGCGGGUGCUGAUCUUAAACAAUAUGAAUUAACAAAGCUAAUAAACUACAGAAUUCUGAAAAACACAGAUAUUCAUCUCAUCAAAGACAUCCAUCGAUUCAAAAAUUUGUAUACUCAAAUCAUUGAAAUUUUCAGCAUUAUAAAUUUUACUGAAGAGGAUAUUAAUACUGUUGAAAGGAUCCUUGCAUCUAUUAUCCAUUUAACACAAAUUGAAUUCAGCAGUGAAGCAGCACAAGGCAUCUCUGUCAAAUCACCUGCUACUCUCAUAACAGUGGCAAAAUUAUUGAAUUUAGAUUUUGAACAACUGGAAAAGGCACUCAUAAACAAAACAUUAAAAAUGCCAGAUGAAUCAGUUGAAACACAAAAAAAUAAAGAACAAGCUGAAGAAGGAAGAGAUGCCCUUGCCAAAUCUUUAUAUGAACGUCUUUUUGGAUGGAUUGUUCGAAAGAUUAAUGAAGGCAUAAUGCCAGUUAAAAAGGAAGGCUGUGCAAUUGGAAUCUUGGACAUUUCUGGAUUUGAGAAUUUGAAGAGAAACAGCUUUGAGCAGCUGUGUAUUAACAUCAUCAAUGAACGGCUGCAAAAAUAUUUGAACAAACACAUAUUUGAGUGUGAAAAACAAAUCUACUUGGCAGAAGGAGUGGAUAUUGAUGCAGGAGGAAUUGACUUUUUGGAUAAUGAAGAGAUCAUAACAAUGUUAGCAAAGCCUCCUUGUUGUCUUUUGAGUAUUAUCAAUGAAGAAUCCCACUUGCCAGAAACUAAUUACAAAUCUUUGGCUGAGAAAAUGGAUUCUUUGUUUAAAAAAUAUGACCACUACAAAGCAUCAGAAGGAAACACUGGAUAUUUUUGCAUUCAGCAUUUUGCUGGAGAAGUUUGGUACAACACAUAUUCAUUUCUAGAAAAGAAUAAAGAUGAACUAAGCCAUGAUUUGGUCAGCUGCCUCCAAGACAGUUCAGAUGAGUUUAUCAGUGACCUCUUCACAGUCAAAAAGGGACCAACAGGAACAAUCUCAGUCACACCAUUUCAGUAUCGGCCUUCAAGAAAAUUAACAUUGGAAACUAAACUUCAACAUCAGCAUCGGUCUCACAGAAGAAUUCCCAAUGUCAAAAUAACAAAACCAGACAAAACUGUCAUUUCAUACUUAAAGGCUUCUAUGGAAUCUCUGCUGCAAAAACUUAAUGAAUCUGAGCCACAUUUUGUCAGAUGUGUCAAGCCAAAUGAUUAUCAUCGACCAGAUAUGUUCAAUGAAGAAAAAGUCAAGGAGCAACUCAUCUACUCUGGUAUUGCAGAAGCGGCCAAAAUACGCAAACUUGGAUUCCCAUACAGACUACCAUUCAAUGAAUUCAUUAAAAGGUAUAGUGCACUAACCAAAUACAUGAAAUCUCAUUUGGAUGACACAAAACAGGUUUAUGCCAUGUUGACAUACCUAAAUAUUGAUCCAAAUGAAUAUCGACUGGGUACAUACAAGGUAUUUUUAAAACAACCAUCUUAUUUGUACAUCUGUAAGUGCUUAAAAAUUGUAAAGACCUACUCAGCCAUCAAGAUCCAAAGAUUCUGGCAAUCAAUCAAAAGGAAAAGACAAGCAAUGUUUCAAGAAGCAGGCAUAAGUAUUUUGAGAAAACGGAAUAUCCCUACGACAAAAAAGAGUGUAAAAAUCAAUGUUGAAAGCAAAGUGUGUGAUAGUUACACAUCUGAUGGUGCUGUUCCUCUUGAUGACAUUACCUCACGUUUGGGACUUAUCAGUGAGAAUGCUUCAUCCAAAUUAAAAAGGAAAACAAAAAAAAAGAAAAAAGAGCAAGGACAACAUUCAUCUUCAUCAUCUGAAGAUGAAGAUGACAUGCAGCCUUGGGACAUCUUUCAGUCUGUAGCAGAUGAACCAAAUACUUCUGCCUUACAAAAUACAACUUUGAUCAAAAUGAUUAAAAUUGUUUUCUACGUAUUACUUUUCCUGAUUGUACUGGGCACAACUGUCACACAGAAGUUGUCUCUCUUUGCCCUCAUUGACCAACAGAAAAGCAGUAAUCAAUUUUUCACAUUGUUGCUUAUUGCUAUCUGCAUUCCAUAUGGUUUAACAGUUAUUAUUUCAAUGGGAAAAGUUUUAUUUGGAUCAAAGAAAACUGUCAGUUUCAAAACUUGUUUGAAGGUGUUGCUGAUUGAAAGUGUUCACACAAUUUGCCUGUCAUUAUUGGUAUUUGAUAUCUACCCAAAACUUAAUAUUGUACCAGGAAUUUUGAUUAUGAAUUCAACUGCAUUUAUACCAAGUUUACUCAGAACAUUAUUCCCAGUUGGUAAAAUAAAUGAACACAUCAACAACAAUAAUAAUGACAUCUCCAGGACAAGAUCAGAAAACUCAAAAAUAUGGAAACGAACGACAAUCAAAUUUUUUGAUGUAAUUAGCGCUGUCAUUCAGUUUGCAAGCAUCAUCACUUUUGCCAUUUUCUUAAAUGAUUUAAAAUGGUAUCAAAAACUAGAAUUGGUCCUGUCAUUUUUAUUUGUGUCAAUUUAUUGGUGGGAAAACUUCUAUGACGGCUGCACAUUUUCACUCAAAUUUAAUCAAACUUUAAUGGAAAUCAAACAUGAACUGCAAUAUGUCCGACACUUCAUGAACAUGAUCUCAUACACCUGGAAAAUUCUGCUCACAGUGUUGUGUGCCUAUUUUUUGGAUAAUCAUAAAUUCAGCGUGGACUUUAUAAGCAAAAAUAUUGAGAAAGAUAUAAAUCUGUAUUUACCCAUCAUUCUUUUGUGCUUGUGCAAUGCAUUUGGAUAUUAUUUUGCAUAUUUGGCCUGCAAAUUAUGCAUGCAAGAAUUAGCAUUUGCUAUACCACUUUUGUUGUCAACUCCAGUCACCAUUUUUAUUACCUUAUGGCCUUGUUUGAAAAAAAUAAAUAUGACAAAUGACAAUCCUUUUCAUUAUCUGAACAACUGUUGGUUGGUAAAUGAUGAAAAGAACAUUGUAGCUGUAACCAUUGGCUGCCUUUUGUAUAUUUCCAUCUAUUGGAUUGUCAGACAUAUUUUCAGAUCAGAACAAAGUCGUCUUAUGAGGAGAGAAUUGUUGUUUCUUAAUCCAUAUUUUUGUUCAUUUUUCUAUGAACAAGGAAUUUUGAUGAGUCGCAGAUGUCACAAUUAUAUUAUACAAUACUCAAAUAUUUAUGGCAAAUUUAUUUACAAACUGGAAAAGUACGAAGAAUCUGCCAACAUAACCACAGAGGAAACAAAAGGGAAAAAGUAUCAUCCAAAAGUUUAUGCAUGUGCAACAAUGUGGCAUGAAACUCCAAAUGAAAUGAUGCAAAUUCUGAAAUCUAUAUUCAGGAUGUCAAUAGAACAACAAAUUCGAAAAGAUAUGAAAGAAAUUGAAAAAGAUGAUGAUGGUUACUUUGAAUUUGAAGCUCAUAUAUUUUUUGAUGAUUCUAUGACAUUGAAUGAUGAUGAGGAAGUUGUUGUCAAUAAAUUUGUGCAAACAUUUGUGUCAAAGAUUGAUGAAGCAGCAAGUUCUGUUAUGAAAUUACCUGUGAAAUUAGAGCCUCCAGCAAAAAUCAUCACUCCUUAUGGAGGUCAACUUUUAUGGGUUCUACAGAGUGAUGUAUUACUAUAUGUGCAUCUGAAAGAUAAAAACAAGAUUCGUCACAAAAAAAGAUGGUCUCAGGUGAUGUACAUGUACUACUUACUUGGACACCGUCUUACAAAGAUGUGUGAACAUGACUUAUUGAAGAAGAUAAAGAGCAACCCAGACAUAUAUCAAGCUGAUGUCUUUGAGUUACUUAAUGAAGAUGUUAACAAAACUGCUGAGAAUACAUUCUUAUUGGCAUUAGAUGGUGACGUUGAUUUCAACCCUGAUGCUGUCAAGCUUCUUAUUGAUCUAAUGGUGAAGAAUAAUAAAGUUGGAGCUGCAUGUGGUCGUAUUCAUCCAAUUGGUUCAGGACCUAUUGUGUGGUUUCAGAUCUUUGAAUAUGCUGUGGGACACUGGCUACAAAAAGCCACUGAACAUGUACUUGGUUGUGUCCUUUGCAGUCCUGGAUGUUUUAGUUUAUUUAGAGGAUCUGCUCUUAUGGAUACAAAUGUCAUGCGCAAAUAUACAAUCUUACCAACAGAACCCAAACAUUAUCUACAGUAUGAUCAAGGGGAAGACCGUUGGCUCUGCACACUUCUGCUCCAACAAGGCUACAGAGUUGAUUAUUGUGCUGCUGCUGAUGCUUAUACUUAUGCACCAGACACAUUCAGUGAAUUUUUCAAUCAACGACGUAGGUGGAUGCCAUCAACCAUUGCAAACAUAAUGGAUUUAUUGGCAGGUUACAAAGUAACUGUCCAGAAAAAUAAUAAUAUUAGUACACUUUAUAUUUUAUACCAAUUGGCUUUAAUGCUGUCAACAAUGAUAGGUCCAGCUACUGUGAUGAUGAUGAUUGCAGCUGCACUUACAUCUGUGGACCUGUACAUGAAACUGACAUCAAUGAAAAUUAAUGACAGCACCUUGAAUCCCAAUGGCAGAGAAACAAUAAAUGUAAAAUAUUUGACGCGGUCGAUUUUUUCGACUCUCUCUCUCUCUCUCUCACUCUCUCUCUCUCUCUCUCUCUCUCUCUCUAUCUAUCUAUCUAUCUAUCUCUCGUCGUUUUGA
This is a messenger RNA of Acanthosepion pharaonis, 5199 nucleotides long. NCBI's taxonomy places the organism in Eukaryota, Metazoa, Mollusca, Cephalopoda, Sepiida, Sepiidae. The record is from the annotation of a GenBank genome assembly.